Arabis nemorensis is the source of this 210-nucleotide messenger RNA. NCBI's taxonomy places the organism in Eukaryota, Viridiplantae, Streptophyta, Magnoliopsida, Brassicales, Brassicaceae. The record is from the annotation of a GenBank genome assembly.
AUGGCGGAUUGGGGUCCAGUUUUGAUCGCCGUGAUCCUCUUCGUAGUUUUAUCGCCGGGACUUCUUUUCCAGAUUCCGGCGGGAGGUCGAGUUGUCGAAUUCGGUAAUAUGCAGACGAGUGGAGCGUCGAUUCUCGUUCACGCUAUCAUCUUCUUCGGUCUCAUCACUAUCUUCACCAUCGCCAUUAACGUCCACAUCUAUUCCGGUUAA